This is a messenger RNA of Prorocentrum cordatum, 2571 nucleotides long. The record is from the annotation of a GenBank genome assembly. Lineage: Eukaryota; Dinophyceae; Prorocentrales; Prorocentraceae.
GAGGUGCAGCUCGCCCCGAGCGAGUUCGAGCCGGCUCCGCCAGCCUCGGGAAGCGCCUCGGCCGCUGCCCCGCAGGCUGCUCUACCGACCCCUGGCGGCUGCGCGGGCCCCGCUGGGGCGGGGGGCGCUGCGGCACAGGGGCCGCCCAGCCCGAGGUCUGCUCGGGUGGCCUCGGAGCUCUCGGCCGCCGACCCGUCCGCGGAGGCCACCGCGGCGAGCGCUGCUGCUGGCCCGGGCAGGAGCUCCGAGGCGAGCCCACCAGAAGGCGCCACAGCGCCAGUGCAGCCCACUGAACCAGCCUCCCCGGACGCCUCGGCCGCGCCCUCCGCCGGCGUGGGGGGCAGCAGCGAGGCCCCGCCACAGCGCACCGCGUCGAGCGUGCACCACGCGGGUGGCCACCAGGACCUGCCUCCCCUGGCCUCGGGGGGCGCCCGAGAGCAGCCGGUGGCCCACCGCCAGGAGCCACCUCCGCCAGCACCCGCCGCUCCGGCGAUGCGCGACAGCUGCCGCGGGGCGGCCCUGACGGAGGGCGCCGUGGCACAGGUGCAGCCUGCCGCCGCCAGCUCCCCGCAACCCCCUCGGGCAGCCUCGGGAGGUGCCCCGACCACCCCGCCGCAGCAGGCAGAGGCCGACGGGGCGGCGUCCAGCAUGAGUGGAGAAGCGGGCCUGCAGGCGCCCGCCAGGGGCCCCGGACAGCUGCCUCGGCCUGCCUCGGAAGAUGGCCCGAUCACUCCCUCUUCGCCGGCAGCAGGUGCAGCUGCCGCGGUCUGCGGCGGCGACGCGGGCGGCUGCAUCGAGGUGGCCAAGGUCGAAGUCCUUGGGCGCCCUCGGCACGCCUCGGGGAACGCCUCGGACAGCCCACUGCCGACGGCGGCCGCCCCGGGAGGCCCGGGCAGCGGCAGGGCCACCCUGCAGGGGGAGGGCAGCGCGGCAGGUGGGCAGGCCGCCGCUGGCGCCCAGAAGCCUCCUCAGGAAUCCUCCGGAGACGCCUCGGUCGCUCACCCGCCAGCAGCGGCCGCCCCGGCGGCACCCGACAGCGGAGAGGCGACCGUGCCAGAGCCUCCCGCUGGCACCCAGCAGCCGCAGCCACCUCCGCCAGCCACGGGAGGCGCCGCGGCCUCUCCGCAGCCGGCCCAGGCGGCUGCGGCGACGCCCGACGGCGGCGCGUGCGGCAGCAAGCAGGCGACCCCGGCGGCUGGCGCUGUGGCGCCCGUGCGGCCUGCCGACGGCCCCCAGGUCGGCGCCGAGGGUGCCCGCCUGCGCGCGGCGGUGCAGCAGGACAGGCGCGACUUCGAGGCGUGGUCGAGGCUGCUCGAGCUGGUGGAGCGGAGCGGCAGCGACGACGCCGAGGCGCUGUACAGCGACUUCCUGGAGGAGUUCCCGCUGUGCUGGGGCUACUGGAAGAGGCUGGCGGAGCUCGUGGCCGCCCGAAGGGGCGCCGCCGAGGCGCUGGCGGUGUACGAGCGCGGCGCGAGCGUCGCCGCGCCCUGCGUGGACCUGUGGCUGCACUACUGCGACGCCGCGAGGGCCGCGGUGGGCAACGGCUGCACGGAGAGCGACGCGCGGGCCGUGUUCGCGCGCGCCCUGUCCGCGGCGGGCCUCGACUGGCGCGCCGGGCCCCUCUGGGAGCGCUGCGUCGACUUCGAGCAGGCCCUCGGCAACUGGAGCGGCGUCGGCGAGGCGUUCCGGCGGGCCCUGGCCGUGCCCAUGCAGGGCCUGCCCGCGCUGCGCACCCGCCUCCAGCGCGCCACCAUCGGCGCGCAGGGCGUGCCGCUGGACGCGCUGUGCUCCGCCGAGGAGGCCGGCGACCUGCUGGCGCUGCGGCAGAGUUUCGGCCCGGCGGCCAGGCCGAGCAUGCUGCAGGAGGUGGCCGCGCAGGCGACGAGCGCCACCGAGCACGCCUUCCACCAGCAGUGCCUGGUGUGGUUCCUCAACGUGCGCGAGGCGCAGUACCAGCGCUCCUUCGCCGAGGCGAGGGUUGUGGCGCCCUUCGAGCAGAGCAUCAAGCGCCCCUAUUUCCACAACAAGCCGCUGAGCAGCAUGCAGCUCAACGCCUGGAGGAGCUACCUGGACUUCGAGCUGAACCGCCAGCCGCCCGAUCAGCGGCGGAUCGAGGCCCUCUUCCAGCGCUGCCUGGUGGCCUGCAACAACUACCUCGAGUUCUGGCUCCGCGGUGCUGCCUGGCUGGAGGGCGCGGGACGCGCCGAGGACGCCUGCCAGCUGCUGGGCCGCGGCGUGGCCUGCGGCCGCCUGCGCGGGUGCCCCGCGGCCGUGGUGGCGUGCGCCGAGCUCGAGGAGCUGUGCGGCCGGCCGCAGCGCGCCCGCGAGCAUUUGGAGGGGUUGCUCGAGGGCGGCGUGCGCGACGGCACCGUCGAGGCCGGGCUGCGCCUCUUCUCCCUGGAGCUCCGGGCCGGGGGCCCAGAGGCCGGGGCCCUGGCGCUGGAGGGCCUGCUCGGCGGGGCCAAGGACCUCUCCGCCCGCGGCGUGCUCGCGCGGCAGCUGGCGCGCCUGUGCGAGGACGCGCUGGGGGCGCCGGAGCGCGGCGGCGCCGCGCUGCGGGCCGCCUGGGAC